UCUUUCAGAAGGAUUGUUUUAUAGGGAGUAAGGAAUGUCAAUUAAAGUUCAUAAUUGUCAAUCGAAGUGAGAAAAUCUUCCCAUUUUCAACUAAAAAUUGUUUCUGGAGGCAUUCAUUUGCAGAAAAAUAUAUAAUGGAAAAUACUUCUUACGGUAUAAAUGUGACCAAUCGCUAUGAACUUUUUUCUAUCGAUGAUGAUGGAGACGACCCCUUUACAAUUACUCAGAACAAACAAAGAACUCAAAAAAAAUAUAUGCAUGUUAACGAGAACUCAUCAAAGACGAUGCUUAAAAAUGCAAAAUAUGCAGAGAAGGAAAAUAAAACAAUGCAAAUUAAAAUUACCAACGAAAAUAAGUAUACUGAAAAGUCAGAAUCUAAAAAUUUUCCAACUGUGAAUAAUGUUCAGCGCGGCGAAAAGCCUACCAUAAAAGAGACUCAAAAAGAUAAUAUUCGAACAAUACGCGAUGAAGGAAACAAACAUGGCUACGCAACAAAACAUUCUGAAAGAAAAACUAAAAUCAAUUUGGUCGGUUCUGAAAACCGUGAAGACAAAUCUAGAAAAAAUCGUGACAUGAGCAUCGAUGAGAAUGUUAAUCGCAGAUCUCAGAAUUUUAACAAGCGUAUUGAAGCUCGAGGAAAACGAGAAUUCGAUCGUCAGUCAGGAUCUAAUAAAACUGGAGUAAAACCGAUCGAAAAGCGUGAUGGAACUGGGUCACAUAAUUGGGGCAGCGUAAAGGUAGAUGCGAAAGAUUUUAGUAAUUAUCAAGAUGAUUAUUCGCCUCAAGAAACUGAAGAUGAUAAAUUACUUGUUACUGAAAACAUUAAAACCGAGCAGACCGAAUUAAAUGAUAGUAAGUUGAUAAUCGAGGAUGAGCUGAAAGAAAUGACACUGGAUGAAUGGAAAGCUCAAAUUGCAGCUGUCAGAUCUAAGCCACAAUAUAAUCUUAGAAAAGCCGGUGAAGGUGAAAAUGCAGCGCAAUGGGACAAAAUGGUUGCAUUGGAUAAAAAAAAAACAGAAACUGAGGCUGACGAGGAAAACGAAAUUCAAAAGGUUGGAAAAUAUAAACAAGUACUUGAAAUCGAAUUUCAUUUCAACGAUGGACGACGUGGUGGAAUUAUGGGUCGUUCUAGAGGCCGCGGCGGAAAGGGCACUCGAAAUACUGGAAAACGCGAAAACGAAAAAAAGGAAUUUGAAACUCGCGAGGGAGACAUGGAAAAACGUGAGCGACGCAGCCGUCUACCACAAUCAAGUGACGCAAAUGUUGGUAAUCACAAAUACACAAAAAAUUUUCGCUUCAAAAAUACUGCUCCAAAAGUAGACGAUGAACAUGAUUUUCCUUCGCUAGGCUAGUAAUAUGUUUUGAUUACUGCUUAAAAUUGCUAACAUCUGUACGAGCCAUGUUUCGUAAGCAGUUGCUUUUUCUCAUAUAUAAGUUUUCAAAUUAAAAUAUUGCAAACAUA
Molecule: messenger RNA, 1462 nt
Organism: Malaya genurostris
Lineage: Eukaryota; Metazoa; Arthropoda; Insecta; Diptera; Culicidae
Product: SERPINE1 mRNA-binding protein 1-like
Exons: 2
Coding region: 135-1352 (405 amino acids)
Cellular component (GO): nucleus; cytoplasm
Molecular function (GO): RNA binding
Source: RefSeq, a predicted model, not a curated record